GUUUUUUUUGUAUUUUCGUCUCAGGGAAAUCAGUUCUCUGGCUUUCGCUUCUACGGAUGGUCGUUGAGUGGUUCCUCCUCCAAAAAUUAAACUAUAAAAAUGUUAGAGCCACGUGAAACCAGAGGAAUAACUGGUUAUCGACCAAUCAGCACAAUGAAACUAUUAUUAAAUUUUAAUAGUCAGCGUAAUAAAGUGACGCUAAUUCUGUUAACGAGCUUAAUGUUAACUAUAGGACAUCACAGUGCAGCUUCCCUAAUAAACGAUCAAUCGUAUCAAGUGACCCCAACACCAAUACUGCCAGCGCUCGGCGCUGAUGAUGUAACUACUGUACUUUUGGUAAAUAAUAGUGCUCACCAUGGACGAUUCCUGACUGUACGACCCCAAAUUGGUCUUUUAACUUCAACAGUAAGGACAUUCAUACAGAGUGGAAUAACAACGGAAUUUGCCACAAAAGUGGUUGGGACCAAAUUAAAUAAUGGCCAACUUUACGCGCAGUAUUUGAAAAAGAGUUCUCGAGUUUUUUAUGACAAUGAACACUUACUGGCACCAUCAGUGGUCACCAGUUGGGUUGGCGAAGGGGGCGAGACACUGUCUCUGCAGAAUCACAACGAACUAUUCAACAUGGACGACGUGGUCGACUGGCAGGAUAUAGACGAUAAUCUUGACGAGUUUGUGGGCAAUACGGAUUUUGUUGGAAUACAAACCACAAACUAUUUAUCUUCGGUUAACGAUUCAAUUAGUUCAGUUCAAGUCAACAAGCCACUUGCAAACCACAAUAUAACUGCAACAUCGACGGAACAAAAUUCGAAGGAUGAAAUAACUAAAUUAACAGAUCACUUGGAAACAUUUACUGUUAAUAAUAAUGUUAGGCAUUUCCACGAAAAUGUAUCAAAAAUUCAACAACACCGUAUUGCAAAAAAUGUGGAAUCUCCUGGCUCAAAACGUGUUUUGGCCAGUGUAACCUAUUAUGGAUUCGCCGAUUUUACUACAAUAGUAGGAGACAGUGUCAUUGUUUUUCACCGAGCUCCACGCAAAGCAGCUUAAAUUUUGGACACGUAACGUCAAUUAAAGGCAAGCCUACGCUAAGUCUGGAAUCUGAUUUAUUUUUAAA
Messenger RNA from Drosophila serrata, 1111 nucleotides. RefSeq lists its product as uncharacterized. Lineage: Eukaryota; Metazoa; Arthropoda; Insecta; Diptera; Drosophilidae. The record is from RefSeq and is a predicted model, not a curated record.